Molecule: messenger RNA, 924 nt
Organism: Coffea arabica (coffee)
Lineage: Eukaryota; Viridiplantae; Streptophyta; Magnoliopsida; Gentianales; Rubiaceae
Product: receptor kinase-like protein Xa21
Biological process (GO): protein phosphorylation
Molecular function (GO): protein kinase activity; ATP binding
Source: RefSeq, a predicted model, not a curated record
AUGUCGUCCAAUUCUCUUUCCCUCGAACCAACAGUCUGGAUUCUCCUUAAGGGUGUGUUAGGACGAAGUUCAGAGUACUAUGUGUUUGUACAGAAAGCAUUAGCAGAAAAAUUUGUCUGGAGAUUUGAAGGCACUUUGCUCGGUACUGGGGGAUUUGGAUCGGUCUACUGUGGUACUCUUAAUGACGGGAGAAAAGUUGCUGUAAAAGUAUUCCAUGUACAACUUGAAAGGGCACUCGAGAGUUUAGACACAGAAUGUGAAGUACUACGGAACCUUCGCCAUCGAAAUCUAACCAAGGUCAUCAGCGGUUGCUCUAACAAUGAUUUUAAGGCUUUGGUGCUUGAAUUAAUGCCAAAUGGAAGUCUUGCGAAAUGGUUGCAUUCUCCAAGCUGUUUUCUAGAUAUGAAACAAAGAUUAAACAUAAUGAUUGAUGUGGCAUGCGCAUUGCAUUAUCUCCAUAAUGGUUAUUCAACCCCAGUCGUUCAUUGUGAUCUGAAGCCUAGUAAUGUCUUGCUUGAUCAAGAUAUGAUUGCACAUGUAAGUAAUUUUGGGAUUGCAAAGCUGUUGAAUCAGGAAGAUGGUAUUACACACACUGCAACGAUAGCUACAUUUGGUUAUGUAGCACCAGAAUAUGGAUUGGAAGGACUCGUAUCGACAAAAUGUGAUGUUUAUAGUUAUGGAAUCAUGCUGAUGGAAGUCUUCACAAGGACAAAGCCUAAUGAUGCAAGAUUCAACGGCAAUUCAAGCUUGAAGGACUUGGUGCAAAGUUCUAUGCCUAAUGCUCUAUAUCAGAUUAUAGAUGCCAACUUGUUGCAGGAGGAUGAAGAACACUUUGCAGAAAAGCUGGAUUGCAUAUCGUUUAUCAUGGAAAUAGCUCUAAAUUGCUCAAGAGAAUCCCCAAGAGAGAGGAGCAUGCAAUAUUGA